AUGCUCGUUGACGAGCUUGGCGAGGUGACAAUUUCUAACGAUGGAGCGACCAUUCUAAGCAUGCUUGAAGUUGAGCAUCCGACGGCCCGCAUGCUUGUGGAGAUGUCUCGUCUUCAAGACAAAGAGGUUGGAGAUGGAACGACUUCCGUCGUUCUUUUAGCAGCCGAGCUAUUGCGCCAAGCCAAUGAGCUCAUAAAGCUAAAGAUCCAUCCUACCACAAUUAUUUCUGGCUUCCGCUUGGCACUUCGCGAAUCCUGCAAAUUUAUAGCAGAAAAGCUGGCCAUUCCGGUCGAUUCCCUUGGAAAAGAUACCUUGAUCCACGUAGCACGUACCUGCCUGUCUUCAAAGAUACUUGGUGCUGGUGGCCUUCCCGACGAGGAAGCUUCAUCGUUUUUCGCCAAAAUGGCUGCAGAUGCAAUAAUGGCGGUUCGCACGCCCGCUGAUGGAGGCUCAUCCAAAAACGCCUUCAAAUAUCCUGUUAAUGGCGUGUCCAUUUUAAAGGCUCACGGCCAAAGUCAACUAGAUUCAUUUCUGGUGAACGGAUAUGCGCUCAAUUGCGUCGCUGCGUCCCCGGCUAUGAAGAGCAGCAUCAAAAAUGCCCGCAUUGCUUGUCUCGACUUUAACUUGCAAAGGAUUAGGCUUCCACUUGGGGUCAAUGUUUUGGUAUCUGAUCCAGAUAAAUUGGAAGAUAUUAGGAAGCGUGAAAUCGAUUUGACCCGUGAGCGUAUCCAAAAGGUUCUUGCUUCCGGUGCAAACGUUGUCUUAACAACACGCGGAAUUGACGAUAUGGCAAUGAAGCUUUUUGUUGAAGCAGGUGCAAUUGCAGUAAGACGUGUUGCGCGCGAAGAUAUCCUGCGAAUUUGCAAGCUUACCGGGGCCACUCUGCUAACAACUCUAGCAACACUGGAAGGCACUGAAGCCUUUGAUGCCAGUGCGCUUGGCACUGCAGAAAGCAUCAAUUUGAAGACCUUUGCCUCUGAUGAGUGUCUUUUGAUUGAGACUGGAUCGGCCGUAACGGGAGCUGCCUCGAUCAUCCUUCGUGGUCCCACAAGUAUUGCUCUUGAUGAGAUGGAACGAUCGAUGCACGAUGCCCUGUGUGUUGUCAAACGCACACUUGAAUCAUCAAGUGUGGUUGCUGGCGGUGGUGCAGUCGAAGCUGCCCUUUCUGUGUUUUUGGAGUCAUUCGCAUCGUCGAUUGGCUCGCGCGAGCAGCUUGCUAUUGCCAAGUUUGCAGAGUCGCUUCUGACGAUUCCCAAAUCGCUUGCACUCAAUGCAGGAAAGGAUUCUACCGAACUGAUUGGCCGUCUUAGGGCAUUUCAUUAUAAGAACCAACAGAAUCCCACGGGUGUCUCUGGCCCCCUGUUGACGACCAAUUCGCCUCAUAUGGGGCUCGACCUGAUUCAAGGCACGGUUCGAAAUAAUGCACAGGCCGGUGUUUUAGAGCCAACCAUGGUCAAGCUGAAAGCUUUAAAGGCAGCCACGGAGGCUGCCAUUUCGAUCCUCCGAAUUGACGAUAUGAUUAAGAUCUUUCCAGACGAGAAAAAAGAAUAA
Messenger RNA from Mitosporidium daphniae, 1551 nucleotides. Its product is annotated as subunit alpha of T-complex protein 1. Gene Ontology annotation, molecular function: ATP hydrolysis activity; ATP-dependent protein folding chaperone; ATP binding. Gene Ontology annotation, cellular component: chaperonin-containing T-complex. Lineage: Eukaryota; Fungi; Microsporidia. The coding region runs from base 1 to 1551 and encodes 516 amino acids. The record is from RefSeq and is a predicted model, not a curated record. The transcript has a single exon. Gene Ontology annotation, biological process: protein folding.